AUGGCAUUGGGGAAGAAGAAACUAGGUUUAGGUGCCGUGAAAUCAUUAUCAUCAAACUCAAAUGGAAAUGUAGUUGGUACUACUACUGAGGGAGGAUUAGGGUUAGGGUUAGAGUUUGUCAAGUACAAUAAGAGAGGAUUAGGGAGGAAGAGGUUAUUGAUUUCAGGCUGCAAGAUUCUUUGGGAUUCAACUCAAAACCAUGAAGAAACAUUGGUUAAAACUAGUCCAAAUCUCGAAUCUCUGCCUCAAGAUAUUUUGGUGAAGAUUAUAUGUGGAGUGGAGCAUGAAGACUUAAAGCAAUUGUUUAAUGUGUCAAAGACUAUACGAGAAGCUACAUUGAUAGCUAAGAAAUGGCAUUUUGAAUAUACUACACCAAGAAAAACUCUGUUUUCUCGAAGUGGGAUUGAUGCAGUGAUCGGCUCGAGAGAUAAAAUCAAAGCUCCAUUGCUGAAAAAGUACGGCUUUUCGAGGUUAAUCUGCUCCAAGAAUGUUUCUAAAAUCUCAGUGGCUCUUUUCAAAUGA
Capsella rubella is the source of this 522-nucleotide messenger RNA. RefSeq names its product F-box protein At1g61340. The transcript is spliced from 3 exons. Lineage: Eukaryota; Viridiplantae; Streptophyta; Magnoliopsida; Brassicales; Brassicaceae. Gene Ontology annotation, molecular function: protein binding. Bases 1 to 522 code for a protein of 173 amino acids. The record is from RefSeq and is a predicted model, not a curated record.